This is a messenger RNA of Brachypodium distachyon (stiff brome), 702 nucleotides long. RefSeq lists its product as uncharacterized. NCBI's taxonomy places the organism in Eukaryota, Viridiplantae, Streptophyta, Magnoliopsida, Poales, Poaceae. The record is from RefSeq and is a predicted model, not a curated record. The coding region runs from base 174 to 428 and encodes 84 amino acids. The transcript is spliced from 2 exons.
GCCCACGUCGCAACCCCUCGUCCCCUCCGAGUCCGCACGCAGCUAACUUCUCUCUGAUCCGCCGCCGUCAGACCUACCGACGGUGCUCGCUGCCCUUUCUCGGCCCCCCAUCUUCAGCGCCCUACGGUGGAUCCAAACCUAUCUGGUAGAGUUAGGGUUUACAGAGAGCUGCGAUGGCGUUGACCAACUUGAUUCUGACGGUGGUCGGAGUGGGCGCGGCGAUGAUGCUGCUGCGCAAAGACGUGAAGCAGUCGUCCGCCGUCUUCCGCCGCAACAUCCGCCACAUCAGGAACUGGCUCGAGGAGGAGUCCGCCGCCACGUACACUCUUCAGUCCCUCCCUUCAUUAUCUGCUGAGCGAUCUGCACCGAAGGAGCUGGAGUCCCAGGCUGCCAAGAGAGAUGCUGCGCCCAAAGAGGACAAGCAUUAGAUGAUUUUGCACUAUGUUUCCGUUCAAUACAACUGAGGGUUUAGGAUUCGUAACUACUUGUAAAAAAAGUGUUUGGUAGGAUCAUCAAUCUAGAGAGUAUUGUACUCAAAUAAAGCAGGGGAUGUGGAUAGCUGCAUAUGGGUUCAAUCUGUUUUCAGUGUAUGUUUCAAGAUUGGAAUUCAUGUUUAUAUUUCUGUCGCGAAUUCUAUAUGGCUGAGUCUCUAUAGCCAAGAUAAACCCACAAGUGAUCAUUUGAAUCGCGGUUUUCCUGGCA